This is a messenger RNA of Angiostrongylus costaricensis, 948 nucleotides long. NCBI's taxonomy places the organism in Eukaryota, Metazoa, Nematoda, Chromadorea, Rhabditida, Metastrongylidae. The record is from the annotation of a GenBank genome assembly.
AUGGUUACGGACUUAAUCUUACCUGCACUCCCGAAAGUCAAAAGUAGGGAGCCUGCUGUUCUCAUGGCAAUUCUAGGUGUAUAUAAACUAACAGCUGACUGUGAAUCGGUUGUCGUCAGUCGCGAACAAUGGGCGAAAAGCGCGCUACCAUUUCUAAUACCAAUUUGUGUUGAAAACACGCUAAAUCUUGGUCAAUUUGAGCAAUUUAUUGCUUUCGUAAAGUCUGUUAUUGGAAUAGUAGAGCGAGAUCAGCGUCUUCGUCUACAACAACUGAGUGCGAUGCAAGAGCAGCAAAUUGACGCAACAAGUCUCGACGAAGUUAUGAAACCAGAUUCCACUAUAACCAACACAGAUUUGGCAAAUCUCAAGGAUAUUCAUGGCAUCGAUAGCAUAGGAUCGUGCCUUCCAGUAAACUUGGAGAAGGAGUUGCCACUAAGUGAGAAAGGGAUAAGAGCAUCAAAGCAAGAACGUAAUCAUGGAUUACAAUCGCAAGCUUCAAUACAGCCUGUACUUUCGCCAGUGGAAUAUAGUAAGCUGCCAACAAUGGCUGUGAAACCUAACGACGGAUUCACUUUAGUAGGAGAGUCUACUGUACAGCCUUUCCAUCAACAGCUUGACAUGUAUAUCUGUCCGCAGAAGUUUGGUGUUGUUCCAGCAUUGAACAACCUAGAUUUAUCGGUUUUUGAAAGUGGUGGGUCAACAUGGGCUGAAUGCAGCGCCGUUGAUGAGCAUCUGCGUAACAACUGUGCUUCUGAAGGAUCAACGAAUGCAGCAAUUCAACGUACCAACAAAUUCACAAAGCCGCUUACUUCGCUUGAUUCAUUACUGUCGUUUUCCUCGAACAGUCAUGAGAUUGCACGAAUUGAGGAGAAUAAUAAAUCUCUCAACUCAGCGGUUCACCAUGAUGGUAGUAAAGCACUCGAUCCAUUCAUGGAUCUCUUCAUGUAG